This is a messenger RNA of Lontra canadensis (Northern American river otter), 1442 nucleotides long. It is a transcript of the gene UBE2U, whose product is annotated as ubiquitin conjugating enzyme E2 U. Bases 387 to 1352 code for a protein of 321 amino acids. The transcript is spliced from 10 exons. Lineage: Eukaryota; Metazoa; Chordata; Mammalia; Carnivora; Mustelidae. The record is from RefSeq and is a predicted model, not a curated record.
UCCAGCAGGGCGGGCACCCAGUAACACCUUCACACUUGUGAAGCGUAGACUACACCGACUAACGACCCCCCUCCGCUGCCUCCGCUUCGACCUCUCGCGCCCGCUUCACGCACGAACAAUACGGGUUGUCCCAGGUGCUCCUCCAAGUGCCCGUUUUCCUUCUGGAAGUCUCAGCUGGGAGGAGUCAGAGGAGGAAAGAAAGUCUCUGUUGUAAGUCUAACUUAGAGCCGCUUACCUUGGGAGGACAGCGUUCUGGGGCUCUAGAAAACAAGUAGAUGAGGUGAGUUUGCUCACCUAACUCGGUGUGGAAGAGAGACCUAUAAACUCAGACAUCUGUCCCAGAGUAGACGCUUGAGGACAAGUGCCAGACCCUUUGCAGCCUUAUCAUGUACAGCAGAGCUUACUUACUGCUGGAAAGAGACUUCCAGGAGCUGAAGGAGAACAACUUUAAGGGUAUUACUGCCUUUCCUAUACGUGAAGAUCUAAUGGAAUGGGGAGCCGAUAUUGAAGGUCUACAGAAUACAUUUUGGCAUGGAUUAUUCUUCCAACUGACAAUAAACUUUACAUCACAGUACAAUUGUGUGCCUCCUGUUGUGAAAUUCCUAACAAUUCCUUUUCAUCCAAAUGUAGACCAAAAUACUGGUCGGGCCUGUAUAGAUUUUUUGGACGACCCCAAUAAGUGGAAUACAAGCUAUACUUUGAGCAGCAUCUUACUAACCCUCCAGGUUAUGCUUUCUAAUCCAGUCCUAGAAAAUCCAGUGAAUUUGGAAGCAGCCCAAAUGCUGAUUAAAGAUGAAUCUCUGUAUAAACAAGUAGUUCUAAGACUUUUCAACCAACCAUCACAAUUGAGAGAUAAUGGCCCUGAGUUUCCUAAAGAUCCAGAUAAAGUUAUCAGAUCAAUUAAAGAAAUCUCAUUUAAUGAUUACUACAAGACAUGGUCUACAAUAGCCACAUCAAAAGCCACAGAACACUAUAGAAGUUCAUUGCUUGAAGAUCCAGAUUUUAUUGUAGAGUAUUAUAAAUGGAAGAAAGCUGAAUUAAAACAUCCUAAAGAAUGGAAUUUAAAGUAUGCAGCUACUGUGGCUCGGCUGGCUAGAGAAAGUAGAAGAAUGCCUUCCAGAGCCAAAUAUCUAACUGAAAGAGUUCGACUCUGCCCAACUCCAAUUCAAAAUUUUGCUGACUCACAGACCAAAAUGGCCAUUGUCAUGAAGACUGGUAGAACAAAGGAAGGGUGGAGUUGUUUAGCUUUACCAGAUGAUUGUAGUGCAAAUGAGCCGUGGGAAGAAGAAGUGGAAGACCUGGUCACCUGGACCUACACUCUUGAUACAGACAUUUUAGAAGACUCAGCAUGAUGCUCCAGGAUUUAGGAAAUGAACAGCCUCAACCACAGCUCCGCUUCAUGAGGCAACUUUGGAACUUGGAUUCCAUUUUUUUUUUUUUUC